AUGUCAGGGUGGAGCAACGGCAGCUCCAAUGUGUCCUACACCAGCUUCCUCCUGGUGGGCUUCCCGGGGCUGCAGGAGUCCCGAGCCCUCCUGGUGCUGCCCUUCCUUAGCCUCUACCUGGUGAUCAUCUCCACCAAUGCCCUGGUCACCUACACGGUGGUGGCCCAGAGGAGCCUGCACCAGCCCAUGUACCUGCUCAUCGCCCUGCUCCUGGCUGUCAACAUCUGCACUGCCACCACUGUGGUACCUGCCAUGCUGUUCAACUUCUCCACCCACUUCAACCGCAUCUCCCUGCCUCGCUGUCUGGUCCAGAUGUUCUGCAUCUACUUCCUCAUUGCUUUUGACUGCAACAUCCUCCUGGUCAUGGCCCUGGACCGCUAUGUUGCCAUCUGCUGUCCUCUCCGCUACCCAGAAAUAGUGACAGGCCACUUGCUGGCUGGCCUGGUGGGGGUGGCAGCUGUCAGGAGCACUUGCAUUGUUGCUCCAGUGGUGGGGCUGGCCUCUCGGGUUAGCUUCUGCCGCUCGAACAUCAUCCAUCAUUUUGCUUGUGAGCACAUGGCCUUGAUGAAGCUGUCCUGUGGGGACAUCUCCCUAAACAAGACUGUGGGGCUCACUCUCCGCGUCUUCAACAGAGUCCUAGACAUGCUGCUACUUGGAACCUCCUACUCCCGCAUUAUCCAUGCUGCCUUCUGGAUUUCAUCAGCUGGGGCCCGCUCAAAGGCCCUCAACACCUGUGGCUCCCACCUACUGGUCAUCUUCACUGUGUUUUCCUCCACCAUGUCCUCAUCUGUCGUCUACCGUGUGGCCCACACCGCUUCCCAGGAUGUGCACAACCUGCUCAGUGCCUUCUACCUGCUGCUCCCAUGCCUGGUCAACCCCGUCAUCUAUGGGGCCAGGACCAAGGAAAUCAGGCAGCACCUGGCAAGGUUGUUCUUGAGGGCAAGGCCAUGA
Manis pentadactyla (Chinese pangolin) is the source of this 951-nucleotide messenger RNA. RefSeq names its product olfactory receptor 52E8-like. Bases 1 to 951 code for a protein of 316 amino acids. Gene Ontology annotation, cellular component: membrane. The record is from RefSeq and is a predicted model, not a curated record. Gene Ontology annotation, biological process: G protein-coupled receptor signaling pathway. Lineage: Eukaryota; Metazoa; Chordata; Mammalia; Pholidota; Manidae. Gene Ontology annotation, molecular function: G protein-coupled receptor activity; olfactory receptor activity. The transcript has a single exon.